AUUGGCCGCGGCCGGGGAAAAACCCGGAUGCGCUGGGCAGCAGUGUUGGCAGUCGUGGCUCCGAGAUUUGGGCACUUUUGGGGGUGCUGGUGGCCCGGGCCGAUGGCGCAAGGUUGGGCAGGCUUCUCUGAGGAGGAACUGAGGAGACUAAAGCAGACUAAAGAUCCAUUUGAACCACAGCGACGUUUCCCCGCGAAGAAAAGUCGACAACAACUUCAGCGAGAAAAAGCCCUUGUAGAGCAGAGCCAAAAACUUGGGCUUCAAGAUGGAUCAACCUCAUUACUUCCAGAGCAGCUGCUUUCAGCACCAAAACAGAGAGUUAACGUUCAAAAACCACCUUUUUCUUCCCCUACUCUUCCAAGUCAUUUCACUCUCACCUCUCCUGUUGGUGAUGGACAACCACAAGGCAUUGAAAGUCAGCCAAAGGAACUGGGACUUGAGAAUUCCCAUGAUGGUCACAACAAUGUUGAGAUUCUACCUCCAAAGCCAGAUUGCAAAUUGGAGAAAAAGAAAGUGGAAUUGUUAGCAAGAAAAAUCUCGUUGGGAAGUCCUCCAACAAGAACAACGGCUAAUGGAAGAGAAAAAUAAACGUAAAAAAGCUCUUUUGGCUAAGGCUAUUGCAGAAAGAUCCAAAAGAACUCAGGCAGAGACCAUGAAACUAAAGCGGAUCCAGAAGGAGUUGCAGGCUUUAGAUGACAUGGUGUCAGCUGACAUUGGAAUUCUCAGGAACCGGAUUGAUCAGGCCAGCUUAGACUAUUCAUAUGCUCGGAAGCGGUUUGACAGGGCUGAAGCAGAGUACAUUGCAGCAAAGCUAGAUAUACAGCGCAAGACUGAGAUAAAAGAGCAACUCACUGAACACCUUUGUACGAUCAUACAGCAAAAUGAGCUCCGAAAGGCCAAGAAGUUGGAGGAGUUGAUGCAACAACUAGAUGUACAAGCCGAUGAAGAUACUUUGGAGCUUGAGGUGGAGGUCGAGAGAUUGUUACACGAACAAGAAGUAGAAUCAAGGAAACCAGUGGUUCGCUUAGAGAGGCCAUUUCAGUCUGCGGAGGAGAGUGUGACAUUAGAAUUUGCUAAAGAGAACAAAAAGUGUCAAGAACAAGGUGUUUCCCCAAAGAUAGACGAACAGUGUGGAAAUUCCAGUAGCAUCCCCUUUCUUAGUCCAAACUGCCCAAAUCAAGAAGGUAAUGACAUUUCAGCUGUUUUGGCCACAUGAAGUUCUGAUAUUCUUUUGAGCUAAUAUGGUAUUGAGUAAAGUAUACUUUUUGCAGUAGAUAAUGCCCUGACCUCAAUAAAAACCUCUUUAAAACAAUGUUGAUUUUUGAAUUAAUGAUUAGUUUUAGUAAAUUAAUAUGUUUGGCCAUUCUAAAAUCCAAAAUUAUGAUAAUUUUAUUUCUAGGGGUAUGUUUCACCUUGAUUUUGGCCCAGUUCUUUCAGUGUUCCGUUUACCCUUUUUACUGAAUUAAAGUAAGUGACCUAAAAGGAUGGAAGAAAAACUACAUGGUUGGAGUGUUUUUAGAUCCGAUAAAUAUACAAAAGUAAAAUGGAAAAUGAUACUCAAUACCUAGUUGAACUCAUUUCACUUCUGCUGGGAGACGUAUUAAGACUGGAAGUCCUAUUUUAUUUAAUCAGUAUCAGUAAAAAGACAAAAAUUACAGUGUGAACAAGAGAAAAACAGGAAUAGAAGAAAAAAGUUGCAGGUUGAAUUAUCUAUCUGGGUAUUACUAGAGUUGUAAAACACAACUUGGAAGUUGGAAUUUAUGUGAAGAACCAGACAACUGAAGCCAGCAUCACUUUUGUCUUCAAUUUGCCUUCAAAUGGUUUUAGUUUACAACCUGCGUUUUGUUAUUUGAAACACACACACACGCAUAUAUAAACAUAUAUGUAAUUUUACUAUUGUCUUUCCUUUAAUCAAUGAAUUAAAUUUAGACAAAACAUUUCUAAAGUGAGGCUGAAAAUAAUAUAGAAAAUCUCAUUGCUACUUGUGAUUAUCAAAAAAAGUAUGUAUUUUCUUUCUAAAGUUAUCUAUAAAUAUGUGUUUGAUAUGUUGGACGUGACUUACCCUGUCAUGAAGCAUUUAAAUUGUUAAAAUGCUGAUUUUCUUAUUAGUUUGUUAAUUGCCUGUUACUAGUACUUGACCAAUACAUUGUGCUAUAUGUAAAUGUGUAAAUAAAUAUUGUAAUUUUCUCACAAA
Nomascus leucogenys (northern white-cheeked gibbon) is the source of this 2194-nucleotide messenger RNA. It is a transcript of the gene GORAB, whose product is annotated as golgin, RAB6 interacting. Gene Ontology annotation, biological process: non-motile cilium assembly. NCBI's taxonomy places the organism in Eukaryota, Metazoa, Chordata, Mammalia, Primates, Hylobatidae. The record is from RefSeq and is a predicted model, not a curated record.